Molecule: messenger RNA, 1957 nt
Organism: Pecten maximus
Lineage: Eukaryota; Metazoa; Mollusca; Bivalvia; Pectinida; Pectinidae
Product: protein lin-7 homolog C-like
Exons: 6
Coding region: 7-651 (214 amino acids)
Biological process (GO): neurotransmitter secretion; protein localization to basolateral plasma membrane; maintenance of epithelial cell apical/basal polarity
Cellular component (GO): basolateral plasma membrane; cell-cell junction; synapse
Molecular function (GO): protein binding
Source: RefSeq, a predicted model, not a curated record
CAUGUGAUGCAAGGGAGAGCACUCUUACGAAUAACCCGGAAGUGGUGCGAGAUCAACAUGGCGUCAAUGGCAGAGCCUUUACAUUUGGAAAAAGAUAUCAACCGAGCGAUUGAUCUGUUGGAUGCUUUGCAGAAAAGUGGCCAGGUGCCCCCUCAGAAGCUCGCAGCUCUACAGAAGGUCCUGCAGAGUGACUUCCUCAAUGCUGUCCGUGAGGUGUACGAACAUGUGUAUGAGACGGUGGAUAUCACUGGCAAUGCUGAAGUACGGGCCAAUGCCACAGCUAAGGCCACAGUAGCUGCUUUUGCAGCAAGUGAAGGUCAUUCUCAUCCCAGAGUUGUAGAACUUCCCAAAACAGAUGAGGGCCUUGGCUUCAAUGUGAUGGGUGGCAAGGAGCAGAAUUCGCCCAUUUACAUCUCCAGGAUAAUCCCUGAGGGAGUGGCAGAUCGUCACGGGGGACUGAAACGUGGGGACCAGCUGUUGUCUGUCAAUGGAGUGAGUGUGGAAGGAGAGCACCACGAGAAGGCAGUAGAGCUCCUGAAGUUAGCAAAGGGGAUGGCUCGACUGGUAGUCAGAUAUACUCCAAGAGUACUGGAGGAAAUGGAAGCACGAUUUGACAAGCAGAGAUCAGCAAGAAAACGCCAGACGCCAUGAUCAUGAAGUCACUCAGUCAUUUAGUUACAUCAAUACUUUGUAGACAUUGCACUUUAUAUAUACACAGCUCAUGGAUUGGAAAGUUGUAGUUGUAACCUUAACCUGGAGACGGUGACAUUUCAGUCAUUUCAAAUUUGCAGAAUUGUAAUACUUUUUUCUGUCACAAUGAUAACAAAUAAUACUUUAGUAUACUGAAUAUAUAUAUGAAAAAACUAUAUCAGAAGGAUGAUCAAUAAUGUAUCUCUAAACUUCAUUUAUUUGGUAUUAUUUAUUCUGAAAUUGUAAAUGUUGAAAAUACACACCAUUUAAAAAAGUAAAUUUGUGUAUUUCUCCGAUAUUACGAAGUCACAACAGUGGUAUAAAAUUGUCAGAUUUUGGGUCAGUAAACUUUCAAACAAUAUAUAUAUAACAAGUAUAUGGAACUUAUCUAGAUAACUGAUAAAUCUAUUUGAUGUUUAUUCAUAUUGUCAUCCAAAUCCUCAUUAGCAUGUGAAUUCAUUAGAAAAAUGGUUUAAACAAGCACAGUAUUGAUAUUUGUUUUUUGUAAUAUGAAUAUUUUCAUUAUUAGUAUUUACAUGUUUAAGUUAUCAUUAUGCUGAACAAAAAUACAUCAUGUUAAAUUGUUUCGUUAACAUAAAACAUUUUGUGUACAAAACAUUGUGUUGUAGUGGACAUGCAUUCCUAGUAUAUACAUAGGCCGUGACUGAUGAUGGAUAUUUUAAUUGGUCUGUAAUGUUUAUUUGUAGGUGACAUUGAACAUUUGUGGUUGUAGAUUUCAUUAAACUUUGAACAUAAUAAUUGUCUCACAUUUAGUGUGAAUUUUUAAAAGCAAUAAUAGCAGGGACUGAUUUUGAGAACUUAAUUAAGUGUUGAUAAGUCUGACACACCAUCCCCAGAAAAUGUUUAAAUUGAUGAAAUCAAAAUAGAAUUGAUUUUUAAUUUUUUCUUUGUUCAGAUACAUUAAAAUAAUGUUCCAAGCAAUAACAUUGGAUGACAUUGAUUAAAAUAAUGGAUAAUUUAUCAUUUCUGCAUCACACCUGAUCAGAACUUGUUUUUAUAUCAAAUAAAGAGAGGUAAUUCUAAUAAAAGAUCUAACACUGAAAGACGUUCUCGGAGUCGGCCCAAAUGUCUUUUACACAGGUAUGACAGUCAUUCCUACCUAAAUUUAUACUAUUUUUAGGUUGAAGAAAUAUUUAGACAUUUAUAUUGUUGUAAAAUCAUGGUUGUGACGUUCAUUUCUACAUGUACAAAUUUAUAUCCUAAUUUGUGUUUCUGUAAAUAGAAAUAAAAUUACAUACACUGUUAA